This is a messenger RNA of Brugia malayi, 621 nucleotides long. Its product is annotated as NADH-ubiquinone oxidoreductase 23 kDa subunit, mitochondrial precursor, putative. The record is from RefSeq and is a predicted model, not a curated record. NCBI's taxonomy places the organism in Eukaryota, Metazoa, Nematoda, Chromadorea, Rhabditida, Onchocercidae. Bases 1 to 621 code for a protein of 206 amino acids. Gene Ontology annotation, molecular function: NADH dehydrogenase activity; 4 iron, 4 sulfur cluster binding. Gene Ontology annotation, biological process: mitochondrial electron transport, NADH to ubiquinone; mitochondrial respiratory chain complex I assembly. The transcript has 5 exons. Gene Ontology annotation, cellular component: membrane.
AUGCGUUCAUGGUUUUGCUUGGCAUAUCACUCUGGGAACAUUCUCAGUAAACUUCCAUUUCCAGCAAACUGUUCGCAAAUUCGCACAACAUACAAGUAUGUUGCUGAAUCAGCGAAAUCCGACGGAACACUGCUGGGUGAUUUCCGCAAAGCAAUGCAUUAUAUGUUCAUGACAGAGCUUAUAAGAGGUAUGGGUAUAAUUGUUGGUCAUUACUUUAUGGAGCCUGCAACAAUAAAUUAUCCAUUCGAGAAAGGUCCUUUGAGCUCGCGUUUUCGUGGUGAGCAUGCACUUCGGAGGUAUCCAUCCGGUGAAGAACGCUGCAUAGCCUGCAAACUAUGCGAAGCAAUAUGUCCGGCACAAGCAAUAACGAUUGAGGCUGAAGCAAGGCCCGAUGGAAGUCGGCGAACUACUCGUUAUGAUAUUGACAUGACAAAAUGUAUUUAUUGUGGUUUAUGUCAGGAGGCUUGUCCAGUUGAUGCCAUUGUUGAGGGUCCGAAUUUUGAAUACUCAACGGAGACUCAUGAAGAGCUGCUAUAUAACAAAGAAAAACUUUUGUUGAAUGGUGAUCGAUGGGAGCCAGAAUUAGCUGCAAACUUACAAGCUGAAUAUCUUUAUCGUUAG